AUGUACGAUAUCCAUUGCGAUAGUCAGAGCACAUUGGAUUUAAGCAAAAAUGCGAUGUAUCACUCUCGCACGAAGCACAUUGAUAUCAAAUAUCAUUGGCUACGUCAAGUAGUGGAAGAACAACAGUUCAAGUUGGAAAAGAUUCACACUGACGAAAACUCUGCUGACAUGAUGACGAAAGUUGUAACAGGGAGAAAGCUUCAGCUUUGUGCCGACUUGAUCGACAUGGAAUGCAU
Molecule: messenger RNA, 236 nt
Organism: Striga hermonthica
Lineage: Eukaryota; Viridiplantae; Streptophyta; Magnoliopsida; Lamiales; Orobanchaceae
Source: the annotation of a GenBank genome assembly